Molecule: messenger RNA, 1017 nt
Organism: Zophobas morio
Lineage: Eukaryota; Metazoa; Arthropoda; Insecta; Coleoptera; Tenebrionidae
Product: microfibril-associated glycoprotein 4-like
Exons: 4
Coding region: 38-973 (311 amino acids)
Source: RefSeq, a predicted model, not a curated record
ACAAGAUUACAUCUAAAAAGCUGCCACAACCAAGAACAUGGAAAGUUUACCAAAAUAUUUCCUAUUCUGGAACAUCACUCUGUUAUGGACCGCCAUUUUCAUUACCCAUGGCCACACGAAUGACGUGGACUCCACAAGUCUCUCCGCCAUUGACUACCAAAAACAAUCAGCUAUUCUGACCAAACUAUCUAGCGUUGAGUCAGCCAUUCAAACAAUCAAUUCUCGCCUACAACAACUAGAAACACAAUGUCAAAAAAACAACACCAGUGCAUUGAAAAACCUCGAACUAAAAAUCGAUCAACUGGAAGCUCGUUCGAAAGUCGCCCCUAUUCCAGAAAACUGCCAACAAGUCAAAGCUCAGGGUCAUAACGUCAGCGGUAUUUUCCUGGUGAAACCCAAGUAUGCCUCAGACCCUUUUUUGGUCUCUUGCGACAUGACCACGCGAGACGGUGGCUGGACGGUUUUUUUGAACAGAUUCGAUGGAUCUGUGGACUUUUAUGUAAAUUGGGAUAGCUACCAACACGGUUUUGGAAAUCUGGCGGGAGAGUUUUGGCUGGGUUUGGAAAAAAUUUACCAAUUGUGUGGUUAUCAAGUUAACGAGCUGCUGGUAGAGGUGGCUGGGUCCGACAACAAGGCAGCUUUUGCUCAUUACAACCAGUUUGGUAUUGGUAGUUCACUGGAGGGUUAUCAUUUGAAAACUGUGAAUGGGUUCAGUGGAAGUGCUAGCAACCCUCUUGUUUACCAUGCUGGUGCAAAAUUUACCACAAAAGACCGAGAUCAAGAUUCUCUUCCUAAAGCGAAUGCGGCGGUUACGUACAAAGGAGCAUGGUGGCAUCGCGACGGCCAUUAUGGUCAGCUCACCGGACUCUAUAAAACCGCAAAUCAGUACCAGAGUCCUCGCUGGGGAGAACGAUAUAACUUGAAAAAGGCUAGAAUGAUGAUUAGACCACAAUCUGAUAACACUCUUCUAUAAAACCACUUUUGUAAAAAGAAAAAAAAAUAAAUAUCAAUUCAUUA